AAUUUCUAUUAGCGUCCGUAUUCUCUCACGUCUCACGCGCCUAAACCCUAAACCGCCACAGCCGCCUUCUUCUUCUUCUUCUCCUCGCGAUCUCGUGCCCGCCCCGUGAGUUGCCCGAUCAGGCCACGCCGGAGCUCCUCCGACGUCGUUGUCAAAUUCAUCCGGAGGUAAUCAUUUCCAAUCCGUUUCGUUCCGGAUGUUCCGAUCUGUUCUUUUGCCGUUAUAACGUCCGAGAACGGCGUUUUAAAGCAAGACACGUUUACUGGAAUUUUGGAUACGCCCCCGGGCUGUGCACCGAUGGGUGCUAUACUAAUCCGAGUUAGUAUUUGAAUGGUGGACUAGUAGAGAUCUAAUUGUUAGAGAAUAAUUCGUUGAGGAAUAAAAUUUUUAAAGGGGCGGUUCAGCUAUCAUAUUACUUCCUUCAUCCUGCCUGAUUUCCUUCUCGGCCGGCCGGCCGGCCAAAAUUUCUAAACUUUGAACACGAGAGAGCCAGAAGAACCCGUUACGUCGACAUGGACGAGAUGAACAUGCGUGUGCGGCAAGAGAAGGUGCAGAAGUUCGAGGAGUUUGUUGAUCGGCGCCUCAAGCCCAACCUCGUUGAUGCCAUCACUCUACGCGACAAGGUGAUCGAAAAGCAGAAAGUUUUCUCGGAUUUGAAGAGGAAUAUUGUAAGCUUACAGAAGAAUAAUGUGACAUCUCUUCGUUCGAUGGUUAAUCUGGGUUCUGAAGUUUACGCCCAAGCAGAAGUACCUGAAACUAGCCACAUAUUUUUAGAUAUCGGGUUGGGUUUUCAUGUGGAGUUCACUUUGCCAGAAGCACUAGAAUUCAUAUCAGUGAGGGAGGCUAGGUUAGCCAAGCAGAUAGAGGAGCACACACACCUUAUUGCAAACAUCAAAGCACAAAUUAAGUUGGUAUGCGAAGGUAUUCGAGAGCUGCUUCAGCUUCCACCCGCAGAAUGAUGUAAAAUUUUUUAGUGAGAGUUGUAACUUGUUUCUACUGUUGUGCUACUAUAUCCGUGGGAUAUGCUAGGAAAUGGAGACAAUUCUUAUGAAGAAAAGGAAAAAUUGUUGGAUUUCUUCCUUCA
Messenger RNA from Zingiber officinale, 1084 nucleotides. RefSeq names its product protein UXT homolog. The transcript is spliced from 6 exons. Gene Ontology annotation, biological process: positive regulation of transcription by RNA polymerase II. Bases 513 to 959 code for a protein of 148 amino acids. Gene Ontology annotation, cellular component: mediator complex; chromatin. Lineage: Eukaryota; Viridiplantae; Streptophyta; Magnoliopsida; Zingiberales; Zingiberaceae. Gene Ontology annotation, molecular function: transcription coregulator activity. The record is from RefSeq and is a predicted model, not a curated record.